Molecule: messenger RNA, 784 nt
Organism: Brienomyrus brachyistius
Lineage: Eukaryota; Metazoa; Chordata; Actinopteri; Osteoglossiformes; Mormyridae
Product: high affinity immunoglobulin epsilon receptor subunit gamma-like
Exons: 6
Coding region: 180-467 (95 amino acids)
Biological process (GO): cell surface receptor signaling pathway
Cellular component (GO): Fc-epsilon receptor I complex
Molecular function (GO): IgE receptor activity
Source: RefSeq, a predicted model, not a curated record
AUUUCGCAAACGUGACUUGCGAGAACAGCUUUGCUCUACAGCACUAAUUCAGGCCCGCCAUCUAAGUACAGUAUACACUGGCGAUAGGAGAAGACGGUCCGGCACUGCGGCCAGGCUUAAGUCCUCGGCGACAGAAAGGUCCAUUCUGAGGCUCAGCACACACUGUUGCAAGACUGAAGAUGAAAAAUACCUUCUCUUUUACCGUCAUCUUUCUAUUGUGGAUAAACCUCGACAGCUCCGAUGCCCUGAAAACCACAGAAAUCUGCUACGUGCUGGAUGGGAUCCUAUUUGUCUAUGGCGUCACCCUGACCAUCUUGUACUGGAGAUUAAAGAUAAAAAAAGCAUCAUCGGAGAAUGGAGGACGUUCACAGAAAAACGCAGAAGGCGAAGGCAUUUACACCGGACUUACACAUCAGAAUGAGGACACAUACGAGACCAUCGAAAUGAAUAAGAAAGGAAUGGUGUGAAUAGAAGCGACAGGGUCAAGACGUACUCCUCUCUAGAGAAACAGACGUCACAGAGUGAGCCCGUAUCUGUAUAACCCAGCUAGCUCCGUUUCUGUACAUGUACCUCUGCUGAGAUGGCCUGCAUUUGGUGUAAUGUACUGUGUCUGCUUGCAGUGUGACCACUUGCAGUGUAACUGCUUGCAGUGUGAGAAAAAUGUGUUACUGUGUAAAAAACAUGUGUGCUGCUUGUGAUGUUGCAGACGCCUUCAAAUCUGUUUUAUUAUAAAUGCAAUAAUGAAUGCUUUUGAACUAUUUUUAAUUAAAGUAAACUUAUUGUA